AUGCCUCAUCAAAAGUUGCAUAUCAGUUAUAAUCAAAUUCAUGAAGCUAUUCGUCAAUCUGUCGAACGUUUCCACAUCAAUGAAGAAUUCAAACCCGAUCUCAUGAUUGCUAUCGGUGGUGGUGGUUUUAUCCCUGCCCGAAUCUUACGUACAUUUUUGAAGAAGACUGAGAAGGGCAAGAACAUUCCUAUUCAAGCCAUUGGUCUCUCUCUUUACGAAGAUAUUAUCACCUCCACCGGUGAAGACGAAAACGGUGCUGUUGAGAAGCCUGGCACUACUGUUCAAAAGACACAAUGGCUCAACUUUGGUGCCUCUCACUCUGAAAUCUCUUUAUUAGGACGUCGUAUUUUGAUUGUCGAUGAAGUUGAUGAUACCCGUACCACUUUAGCCUAUGCUGUUGAAGAAUUGCGAAAGGAUAUUGAAGCUGAAGAGAUCAGAAGAGGAAUGAAGCCCGGCGAAUCCAACACUGUUUUGGGUAUUUACGUUUUGCAUAACAAGUUAAAGGAAAAGAAGCGUGACUUACCUGAAGAAAUCAAGAAGAAUUAUUUCGCUGCUGUGGAAAUGCCCGAUCAAUGGUUGGUUUAUCCUUGGGAUGCUAUUGAUAUCGAAACUCACACUGAGCAUGCCAACAAGCAUAAUUAA
This is a messenger RNA of Mycotypha africana, 642 nucleotides long. Its product is annotated as phosphoribosyltransferase-like protein. Gene Ontology annotation, biological process: hypoxanthine metabolic process; GMP salvage; IMP salvage. Gene Ontology annotation, cellular component: cytoplasm. The coding region runs from base 1 to 642 and encodes 213 amino acids. Lineage: Eukaryota; Fungi; Mucoromycota; Mucoromycetes; Mucorales; Mycotyphaceae. The record is from RefSeq and is a predicted model, not a curated record. The transcript has 2 exons. Gene Ontology annotation, molecular function: hypoxanthine phosphoribosyltransferase activity.